UGCCGCUUUCAGCCGCGAAGAACAUGAAUGUGUACGAUGAGACCUCGACCACCAUGAAGGUGACAUGGGGGGCGGCGGAGGGAGCGACGGGAUAUAUGAUGCUUUACAGAGCCACCAACGCCACCGAGCCUCAGCUGGAGCAGGAGAUUCGUGUUGGAGGAGAGGUGACCAACGUCCAGCUGGUGCAGCUGACUCCCAGAACGGCGUACUCCAUCAGUCUGUACGCUCUGCAUGGAGAGGCAGCGAGCGACGCCCUGGAGGGGACAGGGGUCACCU
Molecule: messenger RNA, 276 nt
Organism: Notothenia coriiceps (black rockcod)
Lineage: Eukaryota; Metazoa; Chordata; Actinopteri; Perciformes; Nototheniidae
Product: collagen alpha-1(XII) chain-like
Exons: 2
Molecular function (GO): protein binding
Source: RefSeq, a predicted model, not a curated record